Molecule: messenger RNA, 1200 nt
Organism: Cornus florida
Lineage: Eukaryota; Viridiplantae; Streptophyta; Magnoliopsida; Cornales; Cornaceae
Product: probable prolyl 4-hydroxylase 9
Exons: 8
Coding region: 1-846 (281 amino acids)
Biological process (GO): peptidyl-proline hydroxylation to 4-hydroxy-L-proline
Cellular component (GO): endoplasmic reticulum
Molecular function (GO): L-ascorbic acid binding; procollagen-proline 4-dioxygenase activity; iron ion binding
Source: RefSeq, a predicted model, not a curated record
AUGGCGGCAACGGUUUUGAAGAUGGAGAGCAAGCAGCAUGGCUAUAAUUUGCGGCCGAGGCCAAGGUUACAGAAAUUGGUCAAUGAUGAUCGACAUUUCGAUCCGUUGCCUCACGUUGAACAGGAAUCUGCCGAUGAGGUGAGACAUUUCUCUCCGGUGCCUCACGGUGAGAGCGGAGAUGAUUCGAUUACAUCAAUCCCAUUUCAGGUUUUGAGCUGGAAACCACGUGCAGUGUACUUUCCUGAUUUUGCAACUGCAGAACAAUGCCAAAGCAUAAUUAAAAUGGCAAAGAACCGCCUUACACCAUCGGCCGUGGUAUUACGUGAGGGACAAAUAGUAGAAACUAACCAGGGAAUCAGGACAAGCUCUGGCAUGUUUAUAAGGGCAUCUGAAGACAAAAGUGGGAUUUUAAAUGUCAUCGAGGAGAAAAUUGCAAGGGCCACAAUGAUUCCCAGAAGCCAUGGAGAGGAAUUCAUUGUCUUGAGCUACGAGGUUGGGCAGAAGUUUAGCUGUCAUUAUGAUACAUUCAGUCCUGUUGACAAACAACAAAGCCAAAGGAUUGCUUCUUUCUUGUUAUAUUUAUCUGAUGUUGAAGAAGGUGGAGAAACAAUGUUCCCUUAUAAGAAUGGAUUUCACAUGUAUGGAAACUACGAUUUUCACAAGUGUAUUGGUAUGAAAGUGAAGCCGCGCCAAGGGGAUGGGCUUCUUUUCUAUUCACUGUUUCCAAAUGGUACAAUUGAUCGGAUGUCACUGCACGGGAGCUGUCCGGUAAUCAAAGGGGAGAAAUGGGUAGCCACAAAGUGGAUCAGGGAUCACAGACGAGGGAGACGAUGGAUCAAAAACUGAAAUGAUUAGAUGUUUGUACCCAAAUCAAUACAUUCUUCAUUUCUUUGAUCCGUAGACAUCUUUUUUCUUUUUCUUUUUUUAAUUUGAGUUUCAAAGGAACUUUGUUGUGGAAUUGCUGCAAUAUCUGCCAAUUUUCCCGACAAAAUGUAGCCGUAAGAUGCAAUUGAUCUGGGCUGCUGUGGGCAGAUGCUGCACUAAUCAUGCCUUGGAAAUACCUUCUUUUCAAGAAAGGGAAAAAAAUGGUGUACUAGGUGAACUCUUUCGAGAAAUGAUGGCAGAAUGCCAAUAUCAUUCUGUCCAGCAACAUUAAACUGUUUAUCAAAACUAGAUGAUUUUUGACAAAAUGUCUCGAUA